Molecule: messenger RNA, 1595 nt
Organism: Menidia menidia (Atlantic silverside)
Lineage: Eukaryota; Metazoa; Chordata; Actinopteri; Atheriniformes; Atherinopsidae
Source: the annotation of a GenBank genome assembly
AAACCUUCCGCGCUGCUUCCUGUUGCACGAGACGGAGGGUGAUAUUACGCAAAGAGUUUGGUAGUUCGGGUUCCCCUGUUCGUACUUCAGCAACUCUGACCUUUGACCUUUGGGGAAACAUGUCCGACGGCGUCCCGAAGGGUCAAACGAUCCUCUGCGACAUGUGCGCCGACGAGGACCGGAAGCCGGCGCGCAAGACCUGCAUGAAAUGCGAGAUCUCCAUGUGCGGCCAGCACCUCCAGGCCCACCUGACCACCCCGGUGCUGCUGCAGACCCACCCUCUGACCGAGCCCGUGGCCAUAGACGGCAGCACCAAGUGCCCCGUGCACGGGAAGCUCCUGGAGUACUACUGCCUGGACGACCGGACCUGCGUGUGCGUGUCCUGCGCCAUCGAGGACCAGCACCGCCUGCACAACAUGAAGACCUUCCCCACGGCCCACAAGGAGCUCCUGGAGAACAUCGGGGCCCAGCAGAAGGCCUUGCAGGACAAGUCCGAGGACGAGAACGUGAGCCUGGAGAAGUGGGACCGCGGCGAGAGGGAGAAGGUGGGGCGCGGCGGGGCUCGGCUCGUGGAGGCCGUGACCCACCUGCGGGACGUGUCCCUGACCAGCGUCCAGAGCUCCGUGGCGGCCCGCAUGGCGUCCAUCAGGACCAGCAGGAGCAGCAUGGAGGCGGCCCAGAAGGAGAAGGACACCUUCCGGUUCCUGCAGCUGUACUCCCAGGUGCACCGGGACAUGGAGGCGGCCAAAGCCGUAGACCUGAGAAGGGGGCUGGAGCCGGGGGCGGACCGGGACAAACUGGCCCUGGAGAUCCAGCAGAAGGGGCAGAAGAUGCUGGGCCAGGCGUCCCAGUUCUUGGGGUCCCUGCUGACCCUGGUGGACCCCGAGAACCACCUGGAAAUGCCCACCAACCCCGGGCCAGACCUGGUCUUCGAACCGCAGACCUCUGCCUCCAGCGUGUCCCUGUCCACCGACCGGAGGAAGGUUUUCCACAACGGCUGGCUGGGAGCGUGCUCUGCAACCCUCCUGAUCACAGGGCCGGCUCCCAACCUCCAGAGGUGGACGGUCGGCCUCCCCACGGAGUCCGACUGGAUGGUGGGCCUGUGCCAAAAGCAGUCCGCAAACACCCUGAUGCAGGGCCCCGUCUACGGCCUGCUGUGGGAGGAGGGCCGCCUGGGUCGGGUCACAACAGAGGAAGAGGAGGAGAAAAGUGCUGGUUUCUCGUUCGGUUCUUCAGCCAACCCACCAGGGAAAAAAUUAAAGGUCUCUUCCGAAUCUUUCCCAAAUGAGGGCGAUGAUGGAGGUGCAGGCAGACCUGAAACGGUGGAGGUGCUUUGGAAAUUUCCAGAGUCCAAACUCACCUUCUACAGCAGAACCGGACGGUUCCAGAGGAAAGAAAUAACCACAAUUCAGAUGAGCUGCAACAGCUGGGACCUGGUCCCGUUCGUCCGGCUGGGGAAGGAAAAUGUCCAAAAAAGCAACCCGAACCAUCUGUGCUCAUGUGGGCGAAAUACUUCCGGUUUUCAGGCAAAUUGCUCUCGUUGUGGAAAAGUUUUUCCCCCAUUCACCACAGACCUGAUCUGUGAGCUUCACUGA